Molecule: messenger RNA, 1823 nt
Organism: Lymnaea stagnalis (great pond snail)
Lineage: Eukaryota; Metazoa; Mollusca; Gastropoda; Lymnaeidae
Source: the annotation of a GenBank genome assembly
AACGCACAGAGACGAAUGGCGAGGCCUACAUUCUUUAUAUCAAGUAAAGAGAGAGACAAUGAUUUUAUUUGAAAUUAUGAAUGCUUUAUUUGUGGUAUCAGGUAUGUUGUCAUUAACAUUUUAGGAUUAAUAUGAAGAACAUAAAAGAAGUAUAAUUUUUUUUUACAAAAUCUUAAAUAAUGAAGGAAUCAUUUUUUAAAAAGUAUGAUUUUCUGAACACAUAAUUCAGCACCAAAAAAUAUUCCUUGACACAAUAUAAAAAUUAACAAUAUAACUGAUCCAAACCUGUUUUGUUAACUCUUUUGACAAGCUAGGAUGUCUUAAAAAUAAAAAAAAAUACACUUUGAAAAAAAAAAAAAUUCAGUUACCUUAAAAUAAUAUAUUUCAGCAUUGACCAUCUCUACUGAAGCUUUCUGGAUGACGUCAGAAGUAUUACACUCGGGAGUUUCAACAAUUCCGUCAACGAACAAGCGAGAGGCCUGUCAGAAGAACGCCAAUGGCGAAGGAAUACUCCUUAACAGUGUAAUAUAUCGGUACAAGGUGAGCACAAUAAAUUUCAAGAGUUUUGUAAAGACAAAGAAAACAACAAAGAGUAUUUUAUUGUAUGCAGUAGUUUGUCAUAUAAUAAUAAUAAUAAAGAUUAUUUAAAAAUCACGCUUCAUCCCCAAAGGCUCUAAGCGUGGUACAUACAACAUUGAAGUACACAUUCAACAUUACAAAACUACAUACAAGAAUACCUACCCAUUCUAAGUCUUUCAUACCUUGCAACAAUAAACAACUGUCUCGAAAAAGUGAUGCGCCUUGUAUGCUGACAGAAAGGCUCAAACAAGUCGCACCGAGUGAGGUGAUCCAGGAGCUGCAGAGAUCGACUUUCUCCAAAAUUUUGGAUACGAAUUGUAGAUUAGAGACGGGGCGAUAAUUUUCAAACACAUUCACCUUUUUUAGUAGUGGAGUUACAACCGCAUCUUUAAAAGAGGAUGGAACAUGACCAGACUUUAAAUACCGAUUUAUGAUAUAAGUUAUGAAAGGUACUAUUUCAUCUAAACAUUCGUACAACAGCCUUGCCUGAAGAGGAUCAAACAAACAUGACCUUUUCGGGGAGUCAACAAGGAUUUUCUUAACAUCCGGCUCAGUGACCUCCAAAAAUUCGCUCAGAGGUGUGCCGUUAUACUGCAAGAAUUCGGGCGCAUCGGUGCAAAUGUCAAGUCUUGCCCAGAUCUUCGUAACUUUCGCUAUAAAGAACUCAUUGAAAGGGUUUGACAGCUCGCCCACGGCAAUGUUAUUUGGUAAAGAUUUGUCCUGUAUAAAGAUAUAAAUUAUAGAAACAUGAUUAAUGAGGUUUUUUUUUUUUUGUUGUUUUUUAAAAUUUAUUUACGAUGAAACUUACGACAGUGCAAUAUAGUUAUUUUGACACAAUUCUUUUGCUGCUCUCUAGAAUACUGCUUCUCAGCUAAUUAAAAUUUAAAAAAAAAUAUGUUUUUUUUUUUUGUUUUGUCCGCUGACGAAGGCUUUCUGUCAACACGUUCGUUGUUUUGUUACGUUUCUUUUUUCCCUGUAUGACUUUACUUUUUUUUUAUAUUAAUUUCAUAUAUUGACACUUCUUUAAAUCUACUCUACUUUCAAAACGUUGUUCACAUUAUAUGUUACAUAAUUAUGAACUACGCUAUGGUCUAGACAUUUUUUUCAAUUUUCUUCAUCUGGAAAUCAUUAAAAAUAUGUUUUAAGGAAAAGCAAUACUGCUACCAACUGGUGAAUGCGUCCAGUGUUCUGAUGCAAACCUUUAGAAGACAUUGUAAUGGCAAGAGUCGGUGCUUGUUAUCUCG